CCCUUAAGUUGUCCAAGCUCUUAACAGCUGAUCUGUCAUAGUUGGACUUGGUUCCAUAUUUCCAUCGGAGUAUCUCUCGAUUAAUUUCUUUGCUAACAAUACAAAUUUCCUAUCAAACGACUGGAUUUUUUAUAACAGACCAAAACCAAGAUGAUGCCCGAACCGGAAAAUUGUCCUGGUGUGCAAAGCGCAAAUGCAGGCUUGGGAAGUGCAUGUCAAGGAUGUCCUAAUCAAAAAAUAUGCAGUGAUCCAAAUAAGAAACUUGAGGAUCCAGGAAAAGCACUUGUUGCAGCAGCUAUGAAAGAUGUGAGCAAUAAAUUGCUUAUUUUAUCAGGAAAAGGUGGGGUGGGCAAGAGUACGGUCACAAUGUUAUUAUCCCGAUAUAUGGCACGCAGUUAUAACGAUAAGAAUUUUGGAGUUUUGGAUAUCGAUAUAUGUGGCCCGUCUCAGCCGCGUCUAAUGGGAGUUGAAGGAGAAAAUGUCCAUCAGUCCGGUUCCGGAUGGUCACCGGUUGGAGUAGAUGAUAACAUAUGUUUAAUGUCGAUUGGUUUCCUUUUGGGAUCACCAGAUGAUGCAAUAAUCUGGCGUGGUCCAAAGAAAAAUGGCAUGAUCAGACAAUUUUUAAGUGAAGUCGACUGGGGUCAUCUUGAUUUGCUGUUGCUUGACACACCACCGGGCACAUCUGAUGAACAUCUUUCGGUUGUGUCGUAUUUGCGUGAUGAAAAUCAACCCAAUUCGCUAAAGGCCAUUAUUGUGACCACGCCACAGGAAGUAUCGCUUUUGGAUGUACGUAAGGAAAUAAAUUUUUGUAAAAAACAAAAUAUAGAAAUUGUGGGCGUUGUUGAGAACAUGAGUCUAUUCCGUUGUGGCCACUGUGGUAAUACAUCGGAAAUAUUCCCAGCCAAGACGGGAGGAGCUCGGGCUAUGUGUGAAGAGAUGCAAGUGCCAUUUUUAGGUUCAUUGCCUUUGGAUCCUGAGCUUACUAAGGCAUGCGAUAAGGGCGAAGACAUAACAUCGGUUAGUAAUGCAACGACACAGGCUUUGGAGGAGAUUUGUAAAAAUAUUGCUAAGAUUCUGUGAUGAUCAUAAUAUUUGCAGAAAUGUGACUAGCUUUUGUAUAAUAAACCUUUGAAUUCCAAGAAUCAUAUACGACUAUUUUUAUAUAUUAAUAAAAGACCCAAGUUAAUUAUUUUA
Musca domestica (house fly) is the source of this 1194-nucleotide messenger RNA. It is a transcript of the gene Nubp1, whose product is annotated as cytosolic Fe-S cluster assembly factor NUBP1 homolog. Gene Ontology annotation, biological process: iron-sulfur cluster assembly. Gene Ontology annotation, cellular component: cytosol. Bases 151 to 1080 code for a protein of 309 amino acids. The record is from RefSeq and is a predicted model, not a curated record. NCBI's taxonomy places the organism in Eukaryota, Metazoa, Arthropoda, Insecta, Diptera, Muscidae. Gene Ontology annotation, molecular function: ATP-dependent FeS chaperone activity; 4 iron, 4 sulfur cluster binding; ATP binding. The transcript has a single exon.